AACCUCUAUUUAUGUUGCUAGUCUCCAAGUCCUACCUCCCAUUGCCACUCAUAUUAUUAUCCUCUCUCUCUCUCUCUCUCCAUUUUCUCAGGUGGUAGCAGCGAAUUCAGAAGGCUAGAUGAGACCACCGAGUGAUCCGGGAGGCCCAGGGCCUCCAUGGCCUGGGCCGGGUCCAGGGCCUCCAGCUCCAUUCAUACCGGGGGGGUUUUGUGGUGGCUUUGUCAAUAACUUAUGCAGUACCAUAUCUUCCUGUUUCUAUUUCGUUUGCUGUUGUUGGUUGCUGCAAGAUUGCUUUGGUGAUCCGCCUGGGCCGCCCAGUGGCCCUCCAGGUCCACCUCUUGGUCCUCCGGGUCCCCCACCGCCUCCACCUCCACCUCCGGUUCCCCCACCGCCUCCACCUCCGGUUCCCCCACCGCCUCCACCUCCUAAUCCUUUUGGUCCUCCGAUUGGCCCUCCAGGUCCUCCCAUUGGCUUUCCAGGUCCUUUUGGACCUCCUGGUCCACCAGGGCCUCCUGGUGGCCCACCCGGUCCACCAGGGCCUCCUGGUAGCCCACAUUUCUUUUGAUAUUGAAUUUAUAUUUCCGCUACUUUGUCCUUCAAUCCAACCAAGAAAAAAGAAUAGAAAAAAAUAAAAACAAGAAAGUACCUUUAGAAAAUAUGUGGGAAACAUUUCCGCUACUUUGUAAGCAGUAGAUCUAAUAAUUUUUUACCUUUAUUUUACUUUGUAAGCAGUAGAUCUAAUAAUUUUUGUUUCUCAGUUUGUGAUUA
Molecule: messenger RNA, 768 nt
Organism: Camellia sinensis
Lineage: Eukaryota; Viridiplantae; Streptophyta; Magnoliopsida; Ericales; Theaceae
Source: RefSeq, a predicted model, not a curated record